Molecule: messenger RNA, 1226 nt
Organism: Vanrija pseudolonga
Lineage: Eukaryota; Fungi; Basidiomycota; Tremellomycetes; Trichosporonales; Trichosporonaceae
Exons: 2
Coding region: 24-1226 (400 amino acids)
Source: RefSeq, a predicted model, not a curated record
CAACAACAACCAACCAGUUCACAAUGCCCACGUACACGCCCGGGGCGACCCAUCCGCCUGCGCACCUCAUCCUCAACAGCCCACACCUUGUCGACGCAAUAUUCGACUCCGUGGACCGGCCUUAUCUCGUCCUCUGUAUGAGGGUCAACAAGCACGUGCACAACAUUGCCGGCGCGCGCCUGUACCACACUGUACGUCUCGACCGCGACGCCAUUGUGCCCUUCUUCCUCGGCGCCGUCGACCUCCACGACCACGACGACGGGUGGGGGCACCUCGACUGUGAUUGGUGUGGCAGCCCCGGUGGAGGCGCGCAGCUGUGCGCCAACCCACUGUCGAGGAAGGGGCUGCUACUCUCGCAAGUCCGCGUGCUUUCCCUUGGGUCGCAUGACCAAUACUUCUGCGACGAGUGGGGCCCGAUCGCUGGCGAGCUCCUCACCGCUGUCGACACCCUUCGGCUUGUGCCAGCCCCCGUGACCACGGUUGUUCUUCAGCCGUUCUGCGCAUCUUCACCCGCGUACGAGGAGUGCCACUUUUUAGCGAACCUUAGGACGGUUCGCAAGGUCGUGAUGCGCAACAUCGACCAGCACAAUCGCGGACUCGGCUUUCUCACCAGCUCAGCUCUCGCCUCCGUCAAGGAGUUGGUCCUGGUGCUCCCUACCGACCCUCACAGGUCCAUCGGCUGUGAAAUCUUUGCCAACAAUGCCACGGACUAUCGCCGAGAGAUGGAGCUCAAGUUUGUGUUCCAUGGCACCUGGGAGACUUGGAGAUCUCCUCCAGCUUGCUGCCAUCCCCCGAAGGAUCCAUCAUCAUAUGUCAACCAUUACUGCUUCGGCUCCUACCAAGCCGUCGUUAACGGUUCCUUCCGCCCCCUCUACCCCUUCAGUGAGAUUAUCAGCCCUCUCUUCGGUGAUUUUAGGGGCCCCGAGUUGCACACCGCGACUCUUUAUGGUCUUGAGUGCGUUCGGCUCGGCGAUGAGGAGGAUUUUACAUGGGCAUGUAGGAAGGGAAUCAGCCUCCACCAGAUGGUGAUCGACGAAGUUCUCACUGGGUCAUACACUGUCUGGGAUGCCUUGGGCACGGGAGACUGGGACGACUUCGUUAUGCUCCCGAUCUCCGCCGAGGGCGUCUUCUUCAGGACGCUCGCCGAGUACGCCUCGCUCAACCAGAAGGAGAGGAUGUAUGAGCUCCACGAUGGGCUCGACGAGGUCCCCGACAGCGCUCAGUGA